Messenger RNA from Sugiyamaella lignohabitans, 4761 nucleotides. It is a transcript of the gene ECM29, whose product is annotated as Ecm29p. Bases 1 to 4761 code for a protein of 1586 amino acids. NCBI's taxonomy places the organism in Eukaryota, Fungi, Ascomycota, Dipodascomycetes, Dipodascales, Trichomonascaceae. Gene Ontology annotation, biological process: proteasome assembly. Gene Ontology annotation, cellular component: cytoplasm; nucleus. The record is from RefSeq and is a predicted model, not a curated record. The transcript has a single exon. Gene Ontology annotation, molecular function: molecular adaptor activity.
AUGCUCCUAACUGGUGCAUUUGCCGGCCCCAAAAAGGAAGACGCGAAGCUGUCACCGCUUGCAGAACUUACUUUUUUCCCUUUACUAGUUGCCAGUCAUGACCGUAUCACAGAUAUCUUUAGACCAGCUGACGAGGCCCUGAGGCGUUUAAUUCCACAGUUUGACCUUGAGAGACUACCAGUAGUUGAGAAGUUAUACGCCCUUGCAUUGGGAGAUAUCACUACACCUCCCGUAAAACAAGUUGUUCAAACACAUAUUGUACAACUAAUUGCGAAAUCCAAAGUUGGAGUUAACGUCGGAGACGGUCCUAAAAGACUAAUUCAGAUGAGCUUUGAGUCUGAUAAUAUUAAAAGUAUGAAGGCUGGAGUAGAGCUUAUAAGGGCUGUGGCUCGGAACACAGAUGAAGAGAAACUCAAACCAGUGGCCAGAGAGUUAGCACGUCGUUUAUACGAAUGGAUUAUUUCUACAGGCUGGCCCAGGUUGAACACAGGUUCAUCUGCUGCCAAAGAUAUGCACACAGGCUCCUUGCGUAGACAAACAUACGAGACUUUAGGUGCCCUGGCUCGACGUGUUCCUGAAAUUCUGAACGAUAAUUCUGAAGAUGUUGGAAAUCUAGGACUUAUCAAAUUCUUAUUUGAGAGUUUAGCUAAAGACUCGCCUGAUAUGAAACCAUCCAUCCAAGAAGCUUUAUCUGAGGUGAUUCCUGUUUUGGAUGUGAUCUCAGAAGAUGCCAGGCCAGCCCUGAAUGAGUUGCUUUUCUCAUAUCUAUCGGAUCCCACGUCUGAUCAAGGAUGUAAAUACGUAUCCAUCCGAUAUGCUGUCCGAGUGACACCGUUUAAUAAUGCAAUGGCAAGACUACUUUGCUUAUAUGGAUUGGAUAGAGCUAAUCGCCCAGAUGUGAUUGAAGAAGCCAAACGCGGACUGCACCCUUAUUGGUACCACAAUGCCAACUCUCAUUACAAUAAUCAGGAUGUGAGUAAUGUUGAAUUCCCUUCGUUCCAAGAUAUGCUAGCCAUCGUACAAGAGCGCAUGUUUGUUCAAUCAGCUAAUGGACCGCAACUUAAGACUCCUUUCAAUGUUUUGAACUUUGCUUUAAUAUUUUUAGAGCAGAUUCUUGUCAUGGAGGCAGUCAAGGGAAAGACCAGCGUUUUGCAGGCUACUGAAGAGAACUGGGAUACGACCUUGGAUACAGCGAUUGUUGUAGACCAAAACGUCCGUGGACUCUUCCGUGAUUACAUUAAUUCAGCCAUUCCACUUGAUCAACUGAUCUCAUUCAUUGAUAUGAAUCUCUGGGCUUCUAAGCAGAACAGCGCAGAAUUGCCUGAUGCAGUGAAGAUUUGGCUACGUAUAUUAUCCCAAUCUGGUCCAAAGAUUAUAUCGGAAAAUAUCCCUAAAAUACCAGAAAUCGUAGCUUUAGUCGAUUCUGCCAAAGCCAAACUACUACAAGCAUCAGCAAAUGCACUGGCAAUUAUUAUCACGACCGACGAAGUAGCUAUCCAAGAUAUUGUAAACCUGAUAGAGAGCUGGAUUUCGCAAGCAGGAUCAUCAGGCACAUCUAUUACCAGCUUCAAGCACAGGGGUCAUCUUUAUGCCAUCGGGUAUAUAAUUUCUAGACUGGCCCUUCGAAAUAGAAAACUCCCUGAAGAAGUAUAUGCAAAAUCAGUGAAAGCAAUCACUGAUGUCAUCCUACAAACUAGGUCGGCCGAUGUGCUAACUAUGGAAGCUGCCGUAGAUGCAUUUUCGCAGCUUGCCCUCUCGGGAGCUGUGAAUUCUGAUUUUGUCACUCCAGAAGUUAUUAGUAAACUGCUGACUCUGGCAAAGGCUGACAAUGACAAAGCUAUUUUUGCGGUUGGAUGUAUAACAAGUACUGCUGCUACUGAAUCAAAGCAGAAGUAUAUUGAUGCUAUUUUUGAGCUUCAUACCGGCAAACAGAUUGAUUUCAUGUUCAUGAGUGGAGAAGCCCUCAGUAUUGCCGCUGCAGGAUGGGAUUCAACUCUUGGAGAACGAUACAGAGAUAUUCAAGGGGUGAAUUUGUUAUCUCCAUCAACUACAUCACAGCUAGGUAGUGUCUUGGACCAAGUUUUGGUCAAGUGCAGUUCUCCCAAGCCUUCUUUGCGAAGAUUUUCAUGUGUUUGGUUGCUCAGUUUAACCAGAUAUUGUGGACAUUUGCCUGAAGCACGAUCGAGAUUAGAACAGGUACAUCUUGCAUUCAUGAAAUUCCUCGUUGACAGAGAUGAUGUCGUCCAGGAGUCUGCUUCUCGUGGUCUUAGUAUUGUGUACGAUAUCGCAGAUUCGAAGCUCAAAGAUAGUAUGAUUCGUGGUUUGGUUCAGUCUUUUACUUCGGACAAAUUGGCCACGAAUGGCGGAACAGUCACUGCCGAAACCCAAUUAUUUGAGCCCGGUGUUCUAGAUACUGGUGAUGGAUCGAUCUCAACCUACAAAGACAUUUUAAGUCUUGCAUCUGAGGUUGGUGACCCUAGCUUGGUUUACAAGUUUAUGAGUCUUGCUGCGAAUUCGUCUCUUUGGCAAUCUAGAAAGGGUGCCGCAUUCGGUCUAAACACUAUUUUCUCAAAGGCAAAUCUGGAUGAUUUGUUCGAAUCCAAUCCAAAAUUGUCCAAGAAUCUUAUCCCCAAGCUAUACAGGUAUAGGUUUGAUCCUAAUAGUUCGGUACAAGAGUCUAUGAAAGGUAUCUGGAACGCUCUAGUACGUGACAAUACCGCUGUUAUCAACAACAAUUUUAUAGACAUUUUAGAGGAAUUAUUGACGGGAAUGGGAAAUCGUGAAUGGCGUAUUCGUCAGGCAAGUACCAUGGCAUUAUCAGACCUAUUGCAAGGCAAGCUACUUCAACAAUAUGAGCACUAUUUGCAAAGAAUCUGGCUUAUGAGUUUUAGAGUUGUCGACGAUAUUAAAGAGAGUGUCAGAGUGGCGGGUAUGCAGUUGACCAGAGGGUUGACUACCUCUCUCGUACGCCAUGUUGACGUCCAAUCUGGCGCUGCAUCUGAAAAACAAGCUGCGAAUAUUUUGAAAGAUCUUAUUCCAUUCUUGAUGGGUAACUCGGGUAUCCAAUCCGAGUCACAAGAAGUUCAAUCGUUUUCGUUGCAGACCCUUUUGAAGUUAUGUAAAAGCAACAGCCCACCCUUGAAGCCAUAUAUCCCUGGAUUGAUUGAAGAGCUUCUUGGCUUACUUUCUACAUUAGAGCCCCAGGCUAUGAAUUAUCUUGCAUUGAAUGCAGACAAGUAUGGUCUCACUUCUAAUGAUAUAGAUGCGUCCAGAAUGUCCAGUUUGCGUACAUCUCCUAUGAUGGAAGCUAUCGAGCAAAUGAUUGAGCGACUAGAUGACGAAUCUUUGGAAGCGUUGAUUCCCAAACUUUCUUCUGUCAUAAAAAAAUCAGUUGGUCUUCCUUCUAAGCUCGGAGCCGGUCGUGUAGUGGUUUCGCUGGUAAUGAGGAAUCUUUAUCAAAUUGGCCCUCACUCGCAAGCGCUGUUAUUAGCUGCCAAAUCUCAACUAAUGGAUAGGAAUAGUCUGGUUUCCCAGUCGUAUGCCGUUUCGUGUGGGUACUUGUGUAGACCAGCCCCUGUUGAGGCCGUACUUGAUUAUGUUGCAUAUUUACAGAAGCUAUACUUUUCAAGUCCAGAUGUCGGUGAGAGAGCCCGACUUGUAUCUGGACUGGGUGUCAAUGGCAUCUCCAAGCAUGCUUCUGACAAGUUCAGUGCUAUUUCGUCUGCUAUGCUCCCAUUUGUGUUCAUUGCCAAACACGACCCAGAUGCUCAAGUAAAGGAAGCAUUUGAACAUGUUUGGUCGGAUAAUACAGGUGGCACAGGAGCUAUUCGAUUGUACGUGAAUGAGAUCAUUGCUAUAGUAAGGGAAAAUCUUUCCAGCCAGCAGUGGGAUAUCAGGCAAGUGGCGGCGAAGAGUGUUGCUGAUGCAGCAGUUGCAAUGGGAGAAGAAACUCGCAGUGACAGUGUUCCUCAAGAUAUCCUUGAGUUAUUCAAUGUUCUUAUUCAAGCGUCAAGCGGUCGUAGCUGGAAGGGUAAAGAGAUAGUUUUCGAUGCUCUUGUUACUCUUGCAGUCAAUUUCAAGGGCAGUGUUGUUUCCUCUCCGGAGCUGCUAGAGAAGCUAAAUUCAGUAGUUGUCACUGAGGUCAAGAGAAGAAAUAAGGAGUACCAGGUCGAGGUUAUUCAGUCUGCAGGCAAGUAUAUUUCGCAGCUGAACCAAAGCCAACUUUAUGAGCUUCUUUUCGAAGUCAGUUCACAGUAUUUGGAUCCUACUUUGAAUGAAAGUGACGAGGACUCUGAUGGUGACACGAAUAUGGAGGAUGGCGAAAAUAAUAGUGGCCCUACAGAAGAUGUACGAUUGAAGGUCCUUAAAGGAGUUGUUAAAAGCGUGACAUUAGGUAAUAAUAACGGGGUGGUAGACACGAUUGCUGGCUAUUUGAUUAAUGCAUUGGAACAUAGCAAGGCGCCAAUCACCUGGAAGACUAAAUUAGCUGUUGCUCAGCAUGCUAUCAGCAUAACUGAACUAUUUUCUGGCGAAGUGGACUCGAAAGACGCAGAUAGUCUGCUAAAGAUUUGGAAAGCGAUUGUUAAGGUUUGCUCCAGAGAUUUGAAUCACGAAAAGGUUCGUAUAGAAUCAGCCCGUGUUGGAGCGGCUUUGCUCAAAAUUUUGCCUGGAAAUCAGGAAGUGCGUAAUGAUAUUGAAACUCUUAUCGGAGAAGAAAAGUCCACUAUCGUCUUGACCGAGUUGCGGAAGGGAAUCCAAUGA